This is a messenger RNA of Dermacentor silvarum, 1535 nucleotides long. RefSeq lists its product as uncharacterized. The record is from RefSeq and is a predicted model, not a curated record. Lineage: Eukaryota; Metazoa; Arthropoda; Arachnida; Ixodida; Ixodidae. The transcript is spliced from 3 exons. The coding region runs from base 223 to 1518 and encodes 431 amino acids.
CUUAUAAAUAUCGCGAGGCGAGGCUCCGUCCGGGGGGAAAAUUGGUUGAUACUUCUUUUCUUCUUCCGGCGGUGUGUGUGUUACACGUGGUGCGCCUGUUCGCGAGGAGUAUUCAGCGCCAGGUUUCCUGGCUCUCGACGACAGUUGGCGACAUCUUUCUCACAAGGCAUCUCGUCUUACACUCGUCGCUCACCGUCGUGUUGCGAGACAUCGUCAGCUGCCAUGGACAAGUGCGCAAUUGCUGUCCUAUUGGCCGUGAUGUCAGCGGCGCAAGCCUACAUCAUUCAGCACGUGAACCCUUAUUCUCAUGUGGUUCCUGGCAAAGUGUUCGUUCCUUACCCGGCCUACGUCGGCCACAUACCAUUCGGACAUCCACACGUCGUGCAAACGCCGGUAUUCGUGAUAGCUCACGCGCCUCAUCCUGCUGGAAAGCCCUCUGUGCCGGGUUCGGUACCCGGCCACCAUCCCGGCCACCAUCCCGGCCACCAUCCCGGCCACCAUCCGUUACCCGGCCAACACCCGGGCAACGUACCCAUUUAUCCGCCGCAUUUUCCCGGAGUUCCGGGCGUGAUUCCAGAUAGCGGACCAGGAAUCAGCAUCCCGCCUCCGAGGCCGGAUGGAGCGCCGCACCCAGGUGGCACUCCGAUUCCAUCGGGCCCCGAGUGCACACUUUGCAAUGCCGGGGGCGGUCGAGGUACCAACGAUAACGGCGGGCCGGUACCGACACCAGACGAAGGCGGCCGAGGAGACGAGGGUCCCAUGCCUGAUGGCGAAACGCCCAGGAUGGGCGUACCAGACGGGGCACCGAAGCCGGAGGAGCCCAAACCGGAAGCACCAAAACCAGAGGAGCCAACAACGGAAGCACCAAAGCCAGAAGAGCCAACAACGGAAGCACCAAAGCCAGAAGAGCCGGCACCGGAAGAGCCAAAGCCGGAAGAGCCGGCACCGGAAGAGCCAAAGCCAGAAGCGCCGGCACCCGAAGAGCCAAAGCCGGAGGAACCGGCCCCGGAGGAGCCAAAGCCUGAAGAGCCGGCGCCGGAACAGCCAGCAACAGAGGAGCCGAAGGCAGAAGAACCUAAACAAGAGAGGGAGGAUCCAAAGCCCGAGGAUGAAAAGUCUAGCGAGGAAGACGGAGCCCCGACAACCGAACAAGCUUCAACGGCCCCGUCAGUUGACGAACCCGCUCCGGCGCGUCUGCUGUUGCCGAAAAAAGCGACAUCUGUCGGCAAAAACCGGAAAGGCGCCAGCCCUGUGCAAGCGGUGGCUGCUCGUCGAAAGCCGAGAGUCCUCCCGCCUCCGCUACGUGUCGUGGCUGUGCUCAACUUCCACCGUGGAAUGCCCUACAUCCAACCCUUGCUGGCAUCGCCCGCGCUCUUCGAGAAGCGGAAGCCGGACCAAACGGCACAGGAAGGCCGCUACGCGCUAGAAUACUUCGUGCCGGCCCACGGACCGUUUGUGCCUUACGCCACGGGUGUCAUUCAGAGACCAGUGAAAGCGCUCGUGAGGCUACAGGGAUGAACAAUAAACUAAACGAA